Molecule: messenger RNA, 1671 nt
Organism: Emericellopsis cladophorae
Lineage: Eukaryota; Fungi; Ascomycota; Sordariomycetes; Hypocreales; Bionectriaceae
Product: Epithiospecifier protein-like protein
Exons: 1
Coding region: 1-1671 (556 amino acids)
Molecular function (GO): protein binding
Source: RefSeq, a predicted model, not a curated record
AUGGAGAACAAUUUCUCCAUGAUUCGUCGGCGCACGUCCGACUUGCUCCAGGAUGCCAAAGGCAACAUGCCCUCGAAGCUUCCGCAGCUGCCACAAAUGCCCCAAAUCUCGUCACUAAGCUUGGGGGGCAAGGAGCCAGGCAUGAAGGGUACUUGGGAGCGCAUUCCUCUGCCGCCCAUAGAUCGGUCAUCCCACUCGAUCAAUGUCAUCUCAGGCGCCGCGUACAUCUUUGGCGGUGAGAUCAACCCGCGCGAGCCCGUCGACAAUGCGAUGCAGGUCGUCAAGCUGCCGUAUAGCAUGGCUGGCGCAGACCACUACGCUAUCGCCGCAAAGGCAGCAGCGCCCGAUGAGGCUAGGCAAUCACCUGCUACGGAACUGCAGCCGGAGCCUGAGCCUGAGCCUGACUUCCAGACACCUGCUGAAGAGCCCACGCAAGGAGAUCUGGACACUGUGGAUCUAAAGGACGAAGCGUCACCCACCGAGAAGAGCAAAGAAAAGCAGCCGGCUACGUACGCCUCGCAGGCGGGCAAUGUUCCAGAGGCCCGGGUGGGACAUGCCGCGGCAUCUGUUGGCAGCCGCAUCUUCUUGUUUGGAGGACGUGGUGGUCCUGAGAUGAAGCCUUUGGAGGAAGCGGGACGUGUCUGGGUGUUUGAUACGAGAACCAACACGUGGACCUACCUCGAUCCUGUCCCGGCCGUCAAGGGGGGCACAAUUGUGCCGCACCCUGCGGCGCGCAGCUACCAUUGCGCCACCGCGACAGAUAAACCUCGAGAGUUCGCCAAGCCAACCCCGAAGCCACCGCAGAACUGGCGACAGAGACUCGUCGGUGAUACGUCCAAGACGGGCAUCCCGCAAGACCCCAUUGUGGGUAACGUGGCGGAGAACGCAACCGACCUCGAGUCCGACGGCUACGGGACCUUCAUCGUCCAUGGCGGAUGUCUUGCGAAUGGCGAGCGUACUAAUGACAUGUGGGCAUUCGACGUCCGGACCAGGACUUGGACGGAGCUUCCCGCAGCGCCGGGUCCCGCUCGCGGCGGCACGGCCAUCUGUAUCAGCAAGAGUCGAUUGUUCCGAUUCGGUGGUUUUGACGGCCAGAACGAGAUUGGCGGACAGCUCGACUUUAUUCACCUCGAAGUUGAGGCGUUUGACGACAAGGCCAACAAAGGCGAAGUGGCCGUCCACGCACGAGGCACCUGGCAGUCCAUCAUCCAGAACAACCUGGAUGCUUCAUCUGAAGAUAUUCCCAUUGAGCCUGCACACCAAUGGCCGGCGGCUCGCAGUGUCAUGUCCUUCCACGCAUUGACCAUUGGUGGCGGCCGCGAGUAUCUCGUGCUAGCCUUUGGUGAGGGCUCACCCAGUUCCGAGGGCCACGCCGGUGCUGGCAAGUUCCACAGUGACGUGUGGACGUUUCAAGUGCCGCCGCUGGGCAUGACACCGGCUAGCUUCACCAGCGCCAUGUUGCAGGCCGUCGGGCGGAAGACGGGCGAGGGCAAGUGGCUGCGGGUAACGACAUCACCAUUUGACGAGGACAACGCUGACGAGCCCGAGUCGCGGGGGUGGCAGGCGAGUGCUGUGAUGACUGAUUUGGAAGAGAGUGCUAUUGUUAUCUGGGGUGGGUUGAGCGAGGAAAACAAACGGCUGGGUGACGGUUGGAUUUUGCGUCUUGGUUGA